This is a messenger RNA of Peronospora farinosa, 2586 nucleotides long. NCBI's taxonomy places the organism in Eukaryota, Oomycota, Peronosporomycetes, Peronosporales, Peronosporaceae. The record is from the annotation of a GenBank genome assembly.
AUGAGUGCGCCGCUACAAUGGACGCGACCGGCACAAUUUCUCGUAUAUCUCGUCCCAAUAGGCGACAUUCCACUGGAUCUUUUUGCUUCUUAUGUGCGUCUCUUAAAGACGUAUAACACUCUCCCUCUUCGUAGUCUCACACGUCCUGGGGGCUACGCAGCUGAGCUUUCUCCAUUUCAAGACCUCGAUUGGACCGGUCCUGGAGCAAUUCACUUUCACUUUAUAUCAACAGCUGAGCGCAUUGAAACUUUUAAUGGAGAGGAUGUACAUGCCAGUCAUCGUGUUAUUGGGGCGUUGGGUGUGUGUCACAGUCCAUCACUUCUACUCAGCGGGGGGCUGCGUGCCGCCCACGCAGAGUUUAAAGCAUCGGUCCGGCAUUUAAACGGACUGUUGUUGCAUAAACUCUUUGCUUUUGAACACGCAUUUGAAGAUAUUACAACUAAAGAAUGUAAAGGUCUUGAUGAUCUCGUCAUGUUCCCAGUACAUCAUGAACUACCGGGUACAGGUGAAUCUACUGUGAGUCUUCAUUUACAAGUCGUCAUGGAAACAUUGGCCGUUAAUAUUGUCAUGUCUUUGGAAAGUGCUAUUAGAUCGGCUACGUCCAUAAAGGCUUUGAAUGGCUCGACGCUUUCAGCAGUAGGGGGAGAUCUUGCCAGCGUCUUGCUCGAUGUUAACGUAGAGCCGCGACCGACAAAUGGCGUCCAGCAGUCGCAAUUUUCUCCGCUGGUGCUUUCUCGAGACGCAAGAGUGGAUGCUACAACUGGCUCUGCUUUGAGUCCUACCACACAUUCGUCGGGAUCAUCGAUCUCUUCAAUUCCAUCGCCGCUGGCUAAUGGCGUUGCUGCCUCGGACCGACGCAAUCGACGACGGAAACAACAACUUGCUCGGAGAGAAAAAUUACUCGGAGAUUACAAUGUACUUGUAUGUUGCAUCUCUGGCGCGAUGAACCAUUACACAGUAGCAGUCGAGAUGUUACGUGAAGAAGAACGACGUAGUGGUGGUGCAUCGGCGGACGCCUUAUGGCUUGCGGCUGCACUGGAAGGAUAUGUAUUUUGUUUAUAUACAGAGUCACAGGACAAAUUCUUGACAGAACUUGUCGAGAAAGCGUCAGAGGCGGUCGCAUUUUACGCAAAGGCAGGCACAACCGAGCUCGAAAGUCUACUUAUUGAGAAUCUUGGGUCGUACUACGCAAGAGUAGCUAUGGCGACGUUGGCGCGUACAUCAAUGACAGGUGAAGCGAAUUUUUUGGAAAGCAUUUGGACGAAGCGCUUACUUUGGGACGUGCUGGAAAGAGGGAUGACGAUGUUCCCAGAAUUGCACCCUCAGCGCCAGGUACAGUUUUUGAUUGAAACAAGUCGAGCUCUCGAAACUGUAGGUCAUCGCCGGCGUGCGGCACUCUUUCUUCACGAAGUGGCAUCUCUCUUACUAAACCGCAACGCGUCUUUUGUUGAUGCGCAAACGAGGUCGUACGUAUCACCCACCGACGUCACAAGAGGGUCUCAGCGGAUAAGAGAUUUACAGGCUGCUCUAAUUCUGGAACGAGUUGCGGCAGAUCGGUUGGGUAUUCAAGCUCCAAGUACCCGAAAGGGCGAAUGUUUACCAUGGAAAGCCACAACACAAUAUCGGAGAAAUCAGAGGAAGAAAUCGUCAGGAACAGAUGCAUCUACGAUCGUCCACGAUAAUGCAUGGCUGAUCAUUCGCUUUCAUGUGCUCCGGCAACUCUUGAUCAUAGCUAGGAUGCUGGGGGACGCGCUUCUCGUCGGAACGUACUGUCUGCAGCUGCUAGAAAUGCUGGUAUGGUGUGACUCUAUUGCUGUACCGCCAAUGGUUGACUCACCACACACGUGCUCCUCGCCAUCUUGGAAAAAGACGUCUGAUCUGCAUGCAACGUCGGAAGUGGACCACUUUCAGCGACCUGCUACGUUGCUUCGUGCUUCCCAUUUACCUGUGGAACGAGUUGCAGCAGGCCUCCACGCGAAGGGUGGCAUUUAUUUAUAUCCACCUCCGGGCAUUGACACCAGGGUCAAACGCAACUUUAUCAAUUCUCCAUCCGCCGCCAUGUCCAACGCAGCGGCAUCUUUAUCGUCGACGCUGACCAACACGCCGCGAAUGUUAGUAACACCACGGCAGCAAUUUUCUGCCGCUGUCAAUGCUAUAUCUACAAAAGCGUCGCCAGCGUUUACUCCGUUUUCAAGUGCACAUCAUCAGCACAAUGAAUCUAUGGCAGGCCGACCAGAUGGCGUGGACGAUCGUACGGCUACAGACAUCGUCGAUCAAAAGGAAGUCGAUGGUGAAGGUAUGAACGGAGAGGAUGAGUACAAAAUGUCACGGCUAUUGGAUGCUGGUGACGGCAAACUGGAUAGAACACUGCGUCUUAAUAAUGCUAUAGCAGAACCCGAUUCUGUGUGGGAUCUGCGAUCAAAGACAGAGAUUGCGAAGAUUGAAGGAAAGCUCCUUCAUAUGCUGGAGUCUAAUUGCUUGGCGUUGCGAUCAAAUGAACAAAUGCAGCUGCCCACAUUCUUGAGAAUAGACAAUCUGGAGCUGCACCCAAGUUGUCCUUGUCAGGAUCCUUUUUUUCCCGGGUGA